Molecule: messenger RNA, 777 nt
Organism: Macadamia integrifolia
Lineage: Eukaryota; Viridiplantae; Streptophyta; Magnoliopsida; Proteales; Proteaceae
Exons: 4
Coding region: 88-594 (168 amino acids)
Molecular function (GO): iron ion binding
Source: RefSeq, a predicted model, not a curated record
AGUGUCUGUGUCUGACUCUGUGUGCGUCUGUGUGGACUGUGAAGAGCAACAAGAGACACAGAGAGAGAGCGAGAGAGAGAGGGGAAAAUGGCACUUCAAGCACCCAUCGCCUGGCUGAAGGCCACAAAGACCUCUGCUACUAUGUCUCCCUUGUCUCCCACGGGCCAUGUUGGCCUCAGAAUGCCAGCCGAUCGAUUUGCCCUCAGAUCGUCCUUCUUCUCUCCCUCUCUCCAUCUUUUGCUUCCUCCCCCUCCCCCUCACCAACCCAUCUCUUCUGCUGCCCCAAAAUUCUCUAUGCGUGUCGCUUCCAAGCAAGCCUACAUUUGCCGUGACUGCGGGUAUAUUUACAAGGAUCGAACUCCUUUUGAGAAGUUACCUGAUAACUACUUCUGCCCAGUUUGCGGGGCUCCAAAGCGAAGAUUCAGGACUUACGAGCCUGCCGUAGUCAAGAAUGCUAAUGACACGGAUGUCCGCAAAGCCCGAAAAGCACAGCUUCAGAGAGAUGAAGCAAUCGGGCGAGCUUUGCCUAUUGCCAUUGUUGUUGGAGUUGCAGGGCUGGCUGGUUUAUACUUGUACCUCAACAAUACCUUCUAGCUCUUCCAAUCCUCAAUUCUAAAUCUCUCUUCAUGCUAUAUUGGUUUCUGGUUACCAGCAUUACUACUGCUAGUCUACUACUACUCUUUGUAGUUUGUCAGAUUUUUUUUUUUUUUUCUCAAUUGAAGGAAUAUCUUUGUAUUUAUAUACCCAUCUAGAAUCCCAUUCAGAACUUGGCCUUCA